This is a messenger RNA of Purpureocillium lilacinum, 435 nucleotides long. NCBI's taxonomy places the organism in Eukaryota, Fungi, Ascomycota, Sordariomycetes, Hypocreales, Ophiocordycipitaceae. The record is from RefSeq and is a predicted model, not a curated record.
AUGUGUCUCCCAAACCUCUUUUCCAGGAAGCAAACCCAAGACCACCCGCACGAGGAAACAACACCACAGCCAUCACCAGCUCAGCAGCCCAAGGGUCGCAGAACAGCCGAAGCCACCGCUCGGCUAGAUAAGAGCAGAUUCUCAAGCACCAGAAGGCCAAGAAGAGGCUCGUCCGAGAAGAACCAAGCCGGCGCAGAUUACACUCCAGGCGGGCAUGCGGCUUCUUCACCGUCCACUGGAGGGCCCGAAGGGCAACAUGGAGGCAUCUAUGGAGGUGUUCAGGGGGGUUUGUAUUCGGGAGUGAGUGGAGGAGGAGGAGGAGCGAAUGGAGGUGUGUCGGGUGGCGUGUACGGUGGCGUGUACGGGACUUCAGGGGGAGGAGGGCUGGGGACGACGCCGGGAGGAGGGUAUGGGGCAUUACCGGGAGGGACAUAG